Lodderomyces margitis is the source of this 444-nucleotide messenger RNA. RefSeq lists its product as uncharacterized. NCBI's taxonomy places the organism in Eukaryota, Fungi, Ascomycota, Pichiomycetes, Serinales, Debaryomycetaceae. The transcript has a single exon. The record is from RefSeq and is a predicted model, not a curated record. The coding region runs from base 1 to 444 and encodes 147 amino acids.
AUGGUGAGCUGGCUACAAUUGUUACCCCUCAUCUUCAAGAACAUUAAGAAUGACUUUAUUGCAAACUUUGUCACACGACUCCCACUACUACUAGUGAUUGAUCCUGAUUCAUUUGAACCUCCGUUCACUAAUGGUCUAGAUGAGUUUCUCGAACUAGUCAAUCUAACUAGUGUCGCUGACCUCGAGAAUUUGAAUAUCACUGUGAGUCAAGCAGAUUUGAUAUACUACACCAUCAUCGAUUACGGUAUUAUUAUACUAUCUGUUGUGUUUGCUGGGUUUGAUAUUUUGUACAGUAUGCUACGACUAUGCAUGAGUGCCAUUGUUAUAGGAGGCUUGAUUUCAGUUUUAGCGUUUUGCACAAUCUGGUUGAUAGUGACAAUCACAAGACGAUGGAAAUUGAUCUCAAUGAUUAUUAGAAAUAAUGAGUUUGAAGGUGUGUGGUGA